Hermetia illucens (black soldier fly) is the source of this 3051-nucleotide messenger RNA. RefSeq names its product kelch-like protein 10 (gene klhl10). Gene Ontology annotation, molecular function: protein binding. Lineage: Eukaryota; Metazoa; Arthropoda; Insecta; Diptera; Stratiomyidae. Bases 757 to 2847 code for a protein of 696 amino acids. The record is from RefSeq and is a predicted model, not a curated record. The transcript has 8 exons.
CCUUCAGAAGACUCAAAGGCACAUUCGUAAGAUGCGUCAUAGAAGAAAGAAUCAUGCGUAGUAAUACUACACUUCUGCUAUUUAAUUUUAAUAAAUCUACAUUUAAAACUGCUUCUCGCAUCAUAACUUUCAUUAAAAGAGUGCUGACUUUUGAUGGAAACAAUACAUCCGGGACUCACCCAACUGAGGGCGGGUUAGGGCAAAACUUAUGCCUACUAUAAAAACAUGGAAAAAUAAAUUCACUUUUGUUUUUAUCUAUUUAUGUGUCAGAAGCGUUUUGCCUUCUUUUUAAUUUGGUGACGCUUGAAACGCCUUAGAAUUAGUUCAUUAUUUAUAAUUUUCUUUUAUAUUUUCCCGUCUUUUUUCUCAAUAUUUGCCAAUUUUUUACAAUUAUUUCUCGAAAAUUAAUGUAACGUAACGUUCCUCCAAAAUAGCCACCAGUAAAUAGUAUAGAUACAGAUAUAUCCUGCGAAAUCGUUACAGCAUUUAAUUAAAAAAAAAUUGAAAUUUCAUUUGCAUCAUUUCAAAAUUUUAUCACGUCAAGUUCGUUGUGCCAAUACUACAAAAGAGUGUAUUACAUAGUUUGCCCGACGUAUCGAAAAUUCUACUUUUAUCUAUCUUCAAGGCAGAGAGAACGCUUAUCGGAAAUAUUUUCGUUAAUUUCCUUCGAUUGACCCUGAUUUUAGGGAGGAUCGGUCCGUCCUUUGGCAUUUAUUACGGCGAAAGUCACCCGAGGGUGUAUACAACAAGCUGGUAAUGUUCGUGCAUGAAGGAAUGGAAGAGGAGGAGCAUGAACACGAUCCUAAGACAUGUAUGAGUCAGCAAGCCAUGCACGCCCUAUUUGAAAUGCGUGCCAACAAUAUGUUGUGCGAUGCAACGAUACGCCUUCAGGACGGAAGCUUCUUUCAUGUUCAUCGAGCUAUCAUGUGCUCUUGCAGCAAUUAUUUCAGAGCACUAUUCACUACGUCCCUUACCGGCGAAAAGGAUGAUGUAACAAUACCUGGGAUACGGACACCAAUCAUGGAGAAAAUCAUAGACUAUGCGUACCUUCGAAAGUGUGAUAUGGACCAGAGGAAUAUCUAUGAACUCCUAACCGUUGCCGACUAUGUUGGAAUGAUGGGUUUGGUUCGACAAUGUGUGGAAUUUAUGGUGAACAUGUUGUCUCCAACCAAUUGUGUGGGAAUAAUGCUAUUUGCAAGAGCUAAAUUCUGUCAUGACCUCUGUACAAAAGCUCGGGCAUAUAUUCUGCGGAACUUCGUCGAAGUGGCCAUCAAGAGCCAGGAAAUAUUGAAAAUCGGAUUAAAGGAAUUCUACGAUAUCAUAAGCGAUGACAUGUUGAACUCGAAGGACGAGGAGCCAGUCUGGGAGUGCUGUCUGCGUUGGAUUGACUUCGAUCCGACCAAUCGGGCCCAGCAUAUUACUAAAUUAAUGCGAGGCGUACGAUUGGGUCUUUUAAAUACUCGAUUUUUCAUGGAGCAAGUCAAGGAUCACCCUUAUGUCACGGCUUGCGAAUCUGCGAAGCCACUGAUAAUCGAAACAUUAACAUUCCUUUACGAUUUGGAUAUGAUUGGAUCACGGGAUGAUGAGAUCAGAACCCCAGCAUUGGCACUUCCUCGUCUACCACAUGAGGUAAUUUUCGCUAUUGGCGGCUGGAGUGAAGGACUUCCGCAACGUUGUAUUGAAACCUACGACACCCGAGCGGAUAGAUGGAUACGCAUCCGCGACGAGGAUCCUGCCGGUCCACGAGCUUACCAUGGGACCGCCGUCAUUGGUUAUAAAAUUUACUGCAUCGGCGGAUUUGAUGGCAUGGAUUAUUUUAACACUUGUCGAGUGUUUGACGCAGUUAAGAAAACAUGGAAGGAGAUCGCCCCAAUGCAUUGCCGCCGGUGUUACGUAAGCGUCACAGAGUUGAAUGGAUUCAUCUACGCAAUGGGAGGUUAUGAUGGAAAUAAUCGGCAAAAUACGGCUGAACGUUAUGAUCCUAAGACGAACCAAUGGACCAUGAUUGCACCCAUGAGUGUACAGAGGUCGGAUGCUAGUGCAUGUACACUAAAUGGGAAAGUUUACAUUACAGGCGGAUUUAAUGGUCAGGAAUGUAUGAACAGUGCUGAAUUUUACGAUCCUACUACCAACACUUGGUCACCUCUUCCAAACAUGAUAUCCCGGCGAUCUGGAGUGUCCUGUGUGGCACAUAAAGGAUACAUUUACGUAGUGGGCGGUUUUAACGGCCUAUCGCGAAUGAAUACUGGAGAACGAUUUGAUCCCGAAACUCAAACCUGGUCAUCCAUCCGUGAAAUGUAUCAUCCACGAAGUAAUUUCGGUCUGGAAAUCAUUGACGACAUGAUUUUCGCUAUUGGUGGAUUCAACGGGGUUGCAACCAUUGCACAUGCUGAGUGUUAUGUGGUGGAAACGGAUGAGUGGCUCGAAGCAACCGACAUGGGAAUAGUUCGCUCAGCUCUCUCGGUAAAUGUUAUCAUGGGGCUACCUAACGUUCGUGACUACAUUCAUAAAGAUCGGGAGCGGUUGAUGGAGGAACGUAGGCAACGGAUGUUCCCCAAUGAAAUGGAAAGUGAAGAGGACGACCAAGUCGUGCCAGCAGUGAAUCCAGCUGCAGAAACCGAUGAAAAUAAUGCGGCCGUACCAGCAGUGAACAACCCACCAGCAAUCAAUAUCGUUGCUCCAAUUGCCGUGCCUGCCAUAGGUCCUAACCCACUAGUGGCCCCCGCAAAUAAUACUAACAAUAACAAUAAUAAUAACAAUCGUAACGUCAUUAAUGGAGUAGCACUCAAUUUGCGCGCAUCUGUGAACAAUAAUCGUGGAGGAAAUCGUCGAAGACAGCAGCAUUAAUAUUCAGAAUAUAUAUAUAAAGAACAAGGACCACAUUAAUCAGCAUCUUGACUUGAAGAUAGAACAACAAAUUGUCUUUUGGCGUUUCAUAUAUCAAAACAAAAGGGCAAAGUUUUCAACUAUAUGCAAACAAGUUUUCUAUGAUUUUUGUAACGAUACCGAAUAUCUUUUUUGCACGAUAUAUUUUGAUGCGACGAUACUCAA